Macrosiphum euphorbiae (potato aphid) is the source of this 330-nucleotide messenger RNA. The record is from the annotation of a GenBank genome assembly. Lineage: Eukaryota; Metazoa; Arthropoda; Insecta; Hemiptera; Aphididae.
AUGAUCUUUACAGAUUUGCAGAUUGGGAAAGGUAUUCAACUAGAUCUGAUUUUAGAAGGAGAUGUUUGGUUAAAAUAUCAGAGUGAUCAUUCAGUUUUUUUGCAGUCGUAUUAUUUAGAUAGAGAAGCUGGCCAAGCACCAGAAGAUGCAGUCCAUAAAAUGUAUCCUCAUGCAUACAUUGAAGUUUUUGAUCUUAGACAGUGUUACAAGCAAAUGUGUCAACAAGCUGAAACAGCUCAAAAUGCAGCAGCAGUUGCAGGACACCUAGCAGGAUAUAAUAUUGUGCUUGGUAUUGGUCCAGUUAUAAACAGAAAUCAAAUAUUUUAUUAA